Messenger RNA from Ricinus communis (castor bean), 1501 nucleotides. RefSeq names its product tyrosine-protein phosphatase DSP1. Gene Ontology annotation, molecular function: phosphatase activity. Bases 341 to 979 code for a protein of 212 amino acids. NCBI's taxonomy places the organism in Eukaryota, Viridiplantae, Streptophyta, Magnoliopsida, Malpighiales, Euphorbiaceae. Gene Ontology annotation, cellular component: cytoplasm. Gene Ontology annotation, biological process: protein dephosphorylation. The transcript has 5 exons. The record is from RefSeq and is a predicted model, not a curated record.
GAAACUUUUACACAGACAACCGCACUGUAAUCCUUGCCGUCUCCACCUUCCAGAAAGUCUCUAUAAAUACCGCCAUAUCACAACCGCCACCACCGCCACAGCAUAACUACCAGCGCCCCACCAGAUUAUUAUUUUUCUUUUAAUUACCUUUACUUAGCAGCCCCGCUCUUUUCUCUGUAUUUAUUUUUUUCCUUUCCUUUCCUUUCAACUGUCAAAAAGUUAAAAAAGCAGUACCUAACAGAACAUCCCUCGUGAUUCCCAACCUUCCUCCUUCUUUCUCUCUCUUCUUCUUUAUAAUUUUUCUUUGCCCAUUCUUCUCUCUCUAGAAAAUCUUUUUCUCAUGAAAGUAAACCGCCACAGUGUCAACAGCCACGCAACCGCCAACUCUGAUGAUGACGACGACGAGAUGUGCAAAACAAUCGAAGUUGCCGUUGUUGACCUUCGUGAUCCGCCGCCGCCGCCACUGGUCGUCGGUGACGAGCUUAGUUUUAUUCCACCGUUAAACUUUUCAAUGGUUGAUAAUGGCAUAUUUAGGUCUGGCUUUCCUGACUCCGCUAAUUUCUCGUUUCUCCAGACGCUUGAACUUCGCUCUAUCAUAUGUCUAUGUCCCGAACCUUAUCCGGAGCUUAACACAGAGUUCCUCAAGGCCAAUGGGAUUACGCUUUUUCAGUUCGGUAUCGAAGGUUAUAAGGAGCCCUUUGUAAACAUACCAGAGGAUAUGAUCCGUGAAGCCCUAAAAGUUGUCUUAGAUGUGAGGAAUCACCCAGUUUUGGUACACUGUAAACGAGGGAAGCAUCGGACAGGUUGUGUCGUGGGCUGCUUGAGAAAAUUGCAAAGAUGGUGCCUAACAUCCAUCUUUGAUGAGUACCAGCGGUUUGCAGCAGCGAAGGCUAGGGUAUCAGAUCAAAGGUUCAUGGAGUUGUUUGACGUUUCUACCUUAAAGCAUAUCCCAAUGUCAUUUUCAUGCUCAAAGAGAUAAUCAACUAGUCGGACUAAAUGGCUUUUGCUUUUCUUUGUUAUCCCAAGGGAUACAUAGGUCCUGCUCUGGAAUAAAUAGGAAAAGGUGAUGAGUUCCUGGAUGCAUAACCGCGGCAAAAGGAAUUAUUCUUUUUCUUUCCUUCUUUAAGGGUAAUAAGAAGCAUAUAAAAUCGGCUUAUAUGUCCUGUGUGCACAACAACUAGUGCUGUAGAUCAAAUCUUGAUUUCUUCUUGAAGUUCAUAUAGUGAUUAGGCUGUUUCAAGGUCUUUUACAGAACAAUGGAUUCUCAAACAUGAAUCAAAAUUAUUGCUCUUCUACUCUGUAGCGCUGCGCUGGCCUGUGAUUUACAAAGAAAGGCAUAGCGGUUAGAAGGGUUUUUUGUGAACUCAUAAGCCUUGAGUAGCAGUAAGUAGCUUACUCAAAUAUAGGAACAGAAAAAAAAAAAAAGGAAAAGAAAAACAAAUAUGCUAGUGUGUAUUACGUAUUUUGAUAAAUAAAGAAAUCUUGAAGCAUUUAGCUUCCA